UAGCGUAAAUAUCUCUGCCGUUGCUAUACACAAAGUGUAAUGAAAAAGGAAAACCUCUCUAAAACCUCUCUUAAUGCAAUCUUGUCUCAAUUCAAAACCACCGCUCCCCCAAAAUGCAAAUUUCUUUCCCCAUAUCACCCCCCAAAAUCCCUUCAAUUUUCCCAUUCAACCAUCCCAUUUCCCCUAAACCAGCAGCACCACCAACCUACCAUCAAUUUCCUCUCCAAACCCAUCCCAAAAGACCCAUAAAUUCAACUCCCCUCCAAUCCUCUGGUUAUUUAUCGGCAAUAAGUCGUGUAAUUGAGGAAGAAGAGGAGUACAAAAAGGCCCGUGCCGCGGUCACCCGUAAAGGAGUCGACUUGGAAGGUUACUCAAUCGAGGGAAUCUCUAUUGGGGGCCAAGAGACCUGUUUAAUUAUACCGGAGUUCAAGUGUGCUUUUGAUAUUGGGAGAUGUCCCACAAGGGCAAUUCACCAGAACUUCGUGUUCAUUACUCAUGCCCACCUCGAUCACAUUGGUGGGCUGCCAAUGUAUGUGGCUAGUCGUGGUUUGUACAACUUAAAACCUCCGACUAUAUUUGUGCCCCCUUGCAUCAAACAGGAUGUUGAGAAGCUUUUUGAUAUCCACAGGGCCAUGGGGCAAGUGGAAUUGAAUCUUGAUUUGGUUGCAUUGGAUGUGGGUGAAACAUAUGAAUUGCGGAAUGAUAUUGUAGUUCGACCAUUUCGAACCCAGCAUGUUAUACCUAGUCAGGGUUAUGUUAUCUAUUCUAUUAGAAAAAAGUUGAAGAAGCAGUAUAUUCAUCUCAAAGGGAAACAGAUUGAGAAAUUGAAGAAGUCAGGUGUUGAGAUUACAGAUAUAAUAUUGUCCCCAGAGGUGGCCUUUACUGGAGAUACCACAGCAGAGUACAUGCUUGAUCCACGUAAUGCAGAUGCAUUGAGAGCAAAAAUUCUCAUAACUGAGGCAACUUUCCUUGAUGAUGGUUUCAGCAUAGAACAUGCACAAAAACAUGGUCAUACUCAUUUGUACGAGAUUAUCAAAAAUGCUGAAUGGAUUCGGAAUAAAGCUGUCAUGUUGACUCAUUUUUCUUCUCGUUACAGUAUAGAGGACAUCCGUCAAGCUGUAUCGAAAUUGCAAUCCAAGGUGUCAGCAAAAGUUGUUCCUCUAACAGAAGGUUUCAAAUCAAUGUACUCUUAAAAAAUAAAUCAUGGUUCAUUGUUUCUGUCAGGAAAUUGUAGAAAAAUGUAAUCAGUCUUUGCAAUAUGUAAAGUAUUGGUUCCUUUAAGGAACUUUAUGGGCCACUGCUAAACAUGUGUCAAUGGGAUGUGGACUGGUCUAAUUUGGUAGUAAAAUAAAAGCUGCAUAUCAUACUUAAAGGUUGUGACA
Messenger RNA from Hevea brasiliensis (rubber tree), 1382 nucleotides. RefSeq names its product tRNase Z TRZ2, chloroplastic. Bases 114 to 1193 code for a protein of 359 amino acids. Lineage: Eukaryota; Viridiplantae; Streptophyta; Magnoliopsida; Malpighiales; Euphorbiaceae. The transcript is spliced from 8 exons. The record is from RefSeq and is a predicted model, not a curated record.